Phoenix dactylifera (date palm) is the source of this 1165-nucleotide messenger RNA. Lineage: Eukaryota; Viridiplantae; Streptophyta; Magnoliopsida; Arecales; Arecaceae. The record is from RefSeq and is a predicted model, not a curated record.
UUUGGGCAGAUUAUUUUUACUAAUGUCUCAUUCUAAAGUGGGUGAAAAUGAGACUGUUGAAGAUUUAAGGAAUGAGGAUGAUAGAAAUGAAGAUACUGCUGAAAAUGUUUAUGACAAUUCUUCUAGAAAAAGAUCUUGGGUAUGGAAUCACUUUAUCGAGGAAAAAAAUUCUGAAGGGUCAAUAGCUAAGUGCAAAUAUUGUAAAAAAAUUUUAAGUGGGAGCACUAAAGGAGGAACGAGUCAUCUAAAACGCCAUCUUGAAAAUGUUUGCAAGAAGUAUCAAAAGAAUCCGACUAAUCAGUUGCUCUUACUACCAAGUUCAAAAGAUCCGAUAAAGGCUUUCAAAUUCAAUCAAGAAAAGAGUAGAAAAAUUCUUGCAAAAUUUAUCAUAUGUGCUGAGCUUCCAUUUCGUAUUUUUGAGCACACUGUUUUUCUAGAUUUUAUGAGAUCUCUUCAGCCAUUAUUCAAAAUUAUGGGUCGUAAGACUGUAAAACAUGAUUGUAUGGCUUUGUAUCAAAAAGAGAGAAAAAAAUUGCAUGAUAUAUUCAAGAACCUAAGUUCUCGGGUUAGUUUCACUACUGAUAUUUGGACAUCUAAUCAGAAAAUUGGUUACAUUUCUUUCACAGCACAUUACAUUGAUUCUGAUUUUACUCUGCAUAAGAAGAUUAUUAGUUUCAAGAAACUCCCAUACCCUCACACCAGCUUUGCAAUUGAAGAUGCUGUAAAAAAAUGUCUUGUUGAAUGGGAAUUGGAUUGUAAAAUAUGUGCUAUUACUUUGGAUAAUUGCAGCACAAAUGAUGGUGUAAUGAGAAGGCUCCGAGAUCACUUUUGUUAUUCAAUGUUGUUUAGUGGGGAGUACAGUCAUAUUAGAUGCUGUGCACAUAUAUUUAAUAUUAUGGUUCAGGAUGGAAUGAAAAUCAUUCAUAAAGCUAUUGAAUGUAUAAGAGAAAUUGUUAGAUAUGUCUCUGCAUCCCCAUCUCGAAUGCAAGCAUUUAAUGAAAUUCUACAGCAUAUGAGACUUCCUGCUAGAAAAGGACUCACUUUGGAUGUUCCUACAAGAUGGAAUUCUACUUAUGAAAUGUUGCAUGAUGCACUUGGUUAUAAAGAUGCUCUUAUUAGAUAUGCAACUGAGCAUUCAUGUGUAUGCCCCACCAAUGAUGAAUGA